AUGCCGUUUUCACGAGCCCCUGUCCCACUGGCAAUACCUAAUGCGAGAUUCGACCUUGCUCCACCUCCACUUCCUCCUCCGAGAAAUACCGAUAUCACUGCUGGCAGUGAUCCAGGAUGGGCUUGGGGAAACGAUCCUAAGGGGGGGAAUUUUGGAAAGGCGAGAGAGUCUCUCAGGCCAAUCUCGAAUUUUCCAAAGAGUUGGGGUAAAAAUAUGGAGGAAGAUAGGCCAUUGGACCCGCCAGAAUUUAGGCGACGAGAAAGCUCGACUUCAACCGUCAGGUCGCCGGCAGAAACGAGCAGGGGAUUCGAUUUUGCAAGACAUCAGGAUGAAGGAUACUAUAGUAUCUCGGGACCGAGACCCAGUGCCAUGAGCCAGCAAUUGCAUGGGGAAAGACAACUACAACAAAAGAACUUUGAAAACUCAUCCCAAGCGUAUGACAACAAAUUGCUAUCCAAGAUUGGCAAGCCCAAGACACCGCCUCGUAACGCAUCACUGGGCAGUAUUGAAAGUUCACCAACUUCGAAUCUUUCAUUCCAUCAUCAACAACAACAACAACAAAGUGGAAGGCAUCCAAAUCAGCUUCGAUCUUUGUCCUUUCCACACUCUUCAUACUCGAACAGUGCAUACUCGGAUCCUCCGAUCAAGAAAGAACCUUCGAGUGGAUACGGCGAUAGUCCUCGAUCAAGACCCGUCUCUCCAGGUCUGACUUUGUCCACCACCAGCGCACAUAGCUUCAUGGACUGGCGAAGCCCGCCAUCGUCGGCGCACGACUCUGAUCAGCAGCCAUACUACCGACAGCGAUUUCCUUCUUCGACCAAUGUACUGCGACAGCAAAAGUCUCGCCGUUCAACGAGUGGCUCGCUGCUCUCAAGUUACGAUGAGUCAGCAGGAAACUCUAUGAAUCAUACCGCUAGUACCGUUAGCGAACGUCCUAGCCCGUUAAAACGUGAAAGCUAUGACCAGCCUAAUUUUUUCGAACCAGACUCGGCAGAUCCUACUUUUCCCAUGGAAGAUUCAGUUCGCAAACUCCGCCUUGAAGACCGUCCACCACUUAUUAGUAGCAAUCCUGACUCUCUAUCAUACUACUACAAACAUUCAAAUCCAUCACUCCAUACGUCGCGUUCACGUCCAGGCAUGAAGCGCAAGCCUUCCCAGUCCCCGCCUCCGGACCCUGCGCAUGAGGCUAAUGCUUCAUUCGCUGCCGUGGGGGGAAAUAACACGGACCUUCAUCAGCGCAACACCUCAACACCACAACAUCCCAGCCAUCGGGUGUCUCCGCUAGGACGGCAAUUUGCACAAAAUCAAGGUUCCUUCUCAUCACAAUCGUCAGCGGGUCCUCGCAACAACUCAUACGCGUCCUCUGCAGGAUUAUCGGUCGCGAGCAGUAUCACAACCCUCGACCAACACUCACCUGGCAUUUCACCUUCCUCCGAUCAGCAACAGCAACAGCAACAGCAACAGCUCCUCUACCAACAACACAGCGGUCAAGAUUCACCCUACGUUACCUCGCUUCCAAUGAAUCAAGCUCCUCGAAACACUCGCGACACUCGGACCCAGCAACAGUAUCCACAAGCUCCUCUCGAAACUCAUCCGACUCCGCCUGUCGACCAGAAACCACAGAAUCCUCAAAAUCAACGAAAGAACAACGCGCCGCCCAACAUGCAGCCGCCGUCUUUCAUAUGUGGAUGCUGUCCUAAGAAGCCGAAAAAGUUCGACACACUGGAAGAAUUGAGGGUACACGAAUCUGAAAAGCAGUACUCAUGCAUGUACUGCCCCAAUCGGUUCAAGAAUAAAAACGAAGCCGAGCGUCACCAGAAUUCUCUUCACCUCCGGAAACACUCCUGGUCUUGUGCCACCCUCAACAACAGUUUCGAUAGCGCAUUCUACCCUUCCACUAAUAUACCACCCGCCGACAACAGUUCUUCCCCGUCUCAGCCUCCACCCCCACCCACCUCUCUCACAGCAUUCGAUACUUGCGGCUACUGUGGGCAACAGUUUCCCAAUGAGCCAGCACCUGAUUGGGAAGCACGUGGUGCGCAUCUCAAUGGUGUACAUAAGUUCGGCGAAUGCAACCAAUCCAAGAAAUUCUUUCGUGCCGACCAUUUCCGCCAGCAUCUGAAGCAUAGUCAUGCUGGCACAAGUGGAAAAUGGACGAAUAUGCUGGAGACGGCUUGCAUGAGGGAUGAGCCCCCCCCUACCCCCCAGGAUAACAACGCACCGCAGUCGCAGGGAGCUCCUGUCGCAAAUAUGGGUAUGGGCCCGACCAACAUGGGCCCAGGAAAUAUGGGCCAAGGAAACAUGGGCCAGGAUAUGGGUCAGAACAUGGGCCAAGCAAACAUGGGACAGGGACCAAUGGGUCAAGCCAAUAUGGGGCAAGUAAACAUGGGACAAGAUGGCAUGGGACAGGGUGAGAUGGGCCAAGGCGGCAUGGGCCAGAAUAUGGUCCAGCCAAAAUAUGAACCGCUCGACAUGAGCAACAUAGACCCGAACAUCGGCAUGCAACAAAUGGGCAACAUGGGCCCGAUGCCAAACAUGGGGACCAUGGGAGCAGCUCCUGCGCGUGGGAUGGGCAUGCAAGGCGGCCAGAUGCGCAGUGAGCGGAUCGAUGAGAUGCCUCAGGAGAUGUAG
Letharia columbiana is the source of this 2631-nucleotide messenger RNA. RefSeq lists its product as uncharacterized. The transcript is spliced from 3 exons. The record is from RefSeq and is a predicted model, not a curated record. Bases 1 to 2631 code for a protein of 876 amino acids. Lineage: Eukaryota; Fungi; Ascomycota; Lecanoromycetes; Lecanorales; Parmeliaceae.